GUCUGGUGUCCCGUGACAACCCGGAGCAACUCAUCAUUGCUCUGGAACCUGAGGCGGCAUCAAUCUACUGCCGUAAACUCCGCCUCCACCAGAUGGUGGACUUGAGUAGCCUGACCACUCAGAAUGGCUUCAGUCCCACAGACAAUGUUGGGAGUACAAUGACCCAAGCCUCUCCAUGCCAUGCCAACAAGGAGCAUGUUCGUCGCAACCGUCAAAGUCGCACCUUUCUGGUGGAAAAUGUCAUAGGGGAGCUUUGGUCGGAGCUGGAAGAAGGUGACCGUUAUGUGGUAGUGGACUGUGGCGGAGGGACCGUGGACCUAACUGUGCAUCAGAUCCGUCUCCCAGAAGGACAUCUGAAGGAGCUUUACAAGGCUUCUGGUGGACCCUACGGCUCUCUUGGGAUCGACUAUGAAUUUGAGAAGCUGCUGUGUCAGAUCUUUGGCCAGGAUUUCAUCGACCAGUUCAAAAUCAAGCGGCCGGCCGCUUGGGUGGACCUCAUGAUCGCCUUUGAAUCGCGGAAGCGGGCAGCGGCCCCGGGCAGGGCCAACCCCCUAAAUAUUAACUUGCCCUUCUCGUUUAUCGACUACUACAAGAAGUUCAGGGGCCACAGUGUUGAACACGCCCUGCGCAAAAGCAAUGUGGAUUUUGUUAAAUGGUCCUCGCAGGGGAUGCUGAGGAUGAGCGCCGAUGCUAUGAAUUCCCUUUUCAAGCCCACCGUCGACCAUAUCAUUCAGCACCUCGACGAGCUCUUUGAGAAACCCGAGGUGAGCGACAUCAAGUUCCUUUUCCUAGUGGGAGGUUUCGCCGAAUCAGCUCUGCUACAGCAGGCUGUCCAGAACAUGCUUCAGGGCCGCAGUCGCAUUAUUAUCCCGCACGACGUAGGCCUCACCAUCCUGAAGGGGGCAGUGCUGUUCGGUUUGGACCCCAGCAUCAUCAAAGUCCGCCGCUCCCCACUUACGUACGGCGUUGGUGUCCUCAAUCGCUUCGUCGAAGGCAAGCAUCCGCCGGAGAAGCUGCUGGUGAAGGACGGAACGCGCUGGUGCACCGACGUCUUUGACACGUUCAUCGCCGCCGACCAGUCGGUAGCGCUCGGUGAGAUGGUCAAACGUAGCUACACGCCAGCCAAGCCCUCGCAGCAGGUCAUCGUCAUCCACGUCUACUGCGCCGAGAAGGAGGCCGUGGGCUUCAUCAGCGAGUCCGGCGUCAAGAAGUGCGGGUCGCUUCGCUUGGAUGUCAGUGGCACGGAAAGCGCGGCCCCGCGCCGCGAGAUCCAGACGCUCAUGCGGUUUGGCGACACCGAGAUUCGGGCCAUGGCAGUCGAUGUGUCCACCGGGCGCACGGUCAAGGCUAGCAUUGACUUCCUCGGCCAUUGAGUACGGAGACGCAGAGCGAAUGUUAAAUGGCGCAGCUCUCAUGCACAUACAACUAGUAGAAUAUUUCAAAUAUUCUAAAAUGAGGCUUAGACACUUUUGGGCUAUUCGAUUAUUAAAUCAGGCCCAUCACUUAAACCAUUUACCCAAUGCUGGCAUCGUAACUGCCCAUUUAAAUGUACUGUUUAUGCUCGAUCUCUUAUUAGCUAAAUGAUAUCAUGACACGACAAGCGCAAAGUCUCAAAGAGAAAAAAAAAUACAAACACGGUCUGGUUUCAUUGGAAAAUAAUGCCGAUGCUUUGAAUGCGCCUUUGGUAUAACGUGCUCUGCAAAACAGCUUGAGUUGAAAAGAAGCAGAAAAGCCUUGUUGCCAAGUAUUCAUCAUGUUACUUGUCUUUGAAUUAUACAUUUACACUGGAUUUGUGUUUGGGUCUUUUGAAUGCCCCCCCCCCCCAAACUGGACUUGCGACUUGCCCACUUGGAAAGGCUCAAUAUUAGCGUGCAGUCACAUUUGUUUAUUCCUGUAUAUACAGUAUUUAAGUAUUGUACAGAUUUUUAGCAUUGUGUCAAUAGCUUUAGCUCGAGUAGUUUUCCGCGCGUGCUUUCACUUCUCGUAUCGAGCGCAUCGCCCGCAAACGCACGAGAGCCACCGCGAGACCAUUUUUUUUGCAGGACCAACAGGCCAUUCAUUAAUUGCGCUUCCAUUGUGUUGAGCAUGUCGCAACGCUCCGCCAGCUCGCGCGUUCUCAGCGUCCGACCUCUUCAAAAUUGAUCGGAGCCGGAAUUAAUACGUACUAGAAAUGUAACCUAUGCGGAAAACGGAAGCUCGAUAGCGCGGAUCAACUCACUUGGCUCGCUCUCCAUAACCUGCGUGUAAAGUUUCAAUGAAGGGUCGCGAAUGCUCCGAAUGCCCGCCUCCUCGACACCCCCCCCCCCCCCUGCAGGCCACUGUGAGCGCCAAGUGGGGCAUUAUUGGUUGAACGCGAUUAAUCAACAAUCAAUUCCAUAUAAUUGAGAUUCAUCCAUCAAUCGUUGCCCAACAAUCGGUCAAUUCAUUAUUAAGCGUCCGCGACACUCAGACACCGAUGCUGCAGUUGUUCGCAUGCCAACAUUUCACAUGUUGGGCGGGAACGUCAGCGGGUGAAUUCGAAGGGAACUUGUGGUUGCAGUUUGUGUUACUUGCCCCAAAAAAAUGGUGGAUGUUGUAGCACUUUUCAUUGCCUCCACUUUUCAAUCUGUGCCUUGAAAAGUUGUCUCCGUCAGUACAUAAACUUUAGCGAUGUUUUUUUUUUUUUUUCCCGCCAUAGUGUUGUACUUGAUGAAAGGGAUUCGACAAUUUCUGUUGGAGCUAAUUGUUGCUUAACAUGAACACAAAAAUGACUACAAGUCGAUUGUCAUUUGAAUUGACUUUGUUUCGCAAAUGCUGUAGUGCUUACUUAUGCUGGAAGUUGCACGUCAUUGGCUAGUAUUCAUUUCCAAAUGGAAUGUGAAAUGUUACUACCGCAGGUGUCCCACGCAUUGUUCUAGGCACUGGCACACGAAACUUGGAAAACAAUAUCGCAACUGCACGAAAGAACUUUUGCCGGCAACCUUGCGCUGUAGCGGUGUUCGUCAUGUUGUGCUUCUGUAUUGUUCUCAACAGUUUUGUCAAAGUUUUCCGAUUUGAAAUGCAAAUCAUAGCUCGUGGCACGCACGCGUGUGGCCGCCAUCGGCUGACCUUUUUUGCGCGAUGCACGCUUCUCCCAUGUGUCACAUGGGAGUGACCAAAAGAAAACCCAAGUUGACUGCAGUCACACAACCACGCUUCGCCGCCGGUGGCCCAUCGGAGUGUCGGGCUUCAUAAUGUGUGGGAAGCUGUGAGGCGGCCACCGCAUCACUCUACGCUGAUAAGCUAUUACAUUUCUUCAGAACACGUAUGCUCACACAAGUAAAUAUGAAGUGGGAUCAUGUAUUAAGACAAUUUCUAUAGGCUACAUGCAGUAUUUUCACUGUACAGGGUUCUUUCGCACGUGAGCCCUUUAGUUCGUUUUAAUCAAACUUAAGUCGCUCGGCGGUUCAGCAAACCUCGUUCCAUUUUUCUGACACUCGGAAUAAUAUAUAUAUAUAUAUAAUAUAUAUAUAGUAAAUCGUAAAAACACUUGACAUGGUUGAACUUAAGAGUCAUCUCAAUCAGUCUUCAAUCUACUAUUUGUUGUUCAUUUUUCAAUGGAUAUGUUUUUAUUAGAUUUUUUUUUUUUUUUUAAUCUCCAGUUGCUUCAUGUCUUUGUCCGCUAAUUUCACAUCAAUAAAAAUGUAUUCUAAGCAUUCGCUGCUAUUCAGCUUCACAUCAAUAAAAACAUGUAUAUUUCAAA
Messenger RNA from Phyllopteryx taeniolatus (common seadragon), 3721 nucleotides. RefSeq names its product heat shock 70 kDa protein 12A-like. Lineage: Eukaryota; Metazoa; Chordata; Actinopteri; Syngnathiformes; Syngnathidae. The coding region runs from base 93 to 1373 and encodes 426 amino acids. The transcript is spliced from 7 exons. The record is from RefSeq and is a predicted model, not a curated record.